This is a messenger RNA of Diplodia corticola, 792 nucleotides long. RefSeq names its product 2-deoxy-d-gluconate 3-dehydrogenase. The record is from RefSeq and is a predicted model, not a curated record. The transcript has 3 exons. NCBI's taxonomy places the organism in Eukaryota, Fungi, Ascomycota, Dothideomycetes, Botryosphaeriales, Botryosphaeriaceae. Bases 1 to 792 code for a protein of 263 amino acids. Gene Ontology annotation, molecular function: oxidoreductase activity, acting on the CH-OH group of donors, NAD or NADP as acceptor.
AUGGCAGACUCGUAUGUUGAGAGGCUCUUCUCCCUCAAGGGCCGCACGGCCGCCGUCACAGGGGGCACCCGGGGUAUCGGAGCAGCAAUGGCAAUUGCUCUGGCUGAGGCUGGAGCAGACAUUGUACUUUUACAACGAGACGACAAGAAUACUGCAACCAAAUCCAAGAUCGAAGAGCUCGGGAGGAAAGCCACCAUCGUGACUGCCGACUUGUCCUCAAACGAAGAAGUUGCCGGCCUCGCACAACGCGUUCUCUCGGACAAUCACGACGUCGAUAUCCUCGUGACGUGCGCUGGCAUUCAGAGAAGGCAUCCGAGCCACAUCUUUCCCACGAGCGAUUGGGACGAGGUCCUGCAAGUCAAUCUUUCGACCGUCUUCACGCUCUGUCGAGACUUUGGACGCCACAUGCUGACGCGAGAGCCCGACUCGCAAGGGCACCGCGGCAGCAUCAUCAAUGUAGCGUCAUUGGUGUCGUUCCAGGGCGGCAUCACCGUACCAGCCUACGCAGCGGCGAAGGGCGGAGUGGCGCAAUUGACGAAAGCUUUGUCGAAUGAGUGGGCAUCCAAAGGCAUCAAUGUAAAUGCCAUUGCUCCCGGUUAUGUCGCCACAGACAUGAACGAGGCCCUGAUGAACGACAAGGAACGCGCAGCCAGCAUUCUAGCGAGGAUACCUGCGGGGAGAUGGGGUCUCCCGGAUGAUUUCAAGGGCGCGACCGUCUUCCUGGCAAGCGCGGCCAGUCUGUACGUGUCUGGACAGAUUCUUACUGUCGACGGUGGCUGGAUGGGAAGGUAG